AUGGCAAGAGUCUCUAUCUCCGUUCGUGGCGGUUUCGCUCGCCCCAGACGACGACACGUUCCACCAAACGCAUUCUCCGGGCCUCGAGUCAUCCGUCGUCAUGAGAAAUUCGCCGUCCCACAUCGUAUUCUCUUCAGCGGUCGCACUCGUCGCAGGCGCCAGAUCAGAGCCCAAAACGCGAGCAGCAACCCCAAGCUGACCCUGUGCACGCUCCCGGUUGAACUUCAGCUCAAGAUCAUGGACCACCUCGACAAGCCAUCCCGAAUCGCCCUGGGCCUGACCAGCAAACACUUUGCCGACGUCACUCGGCUCUCCAAGACGGAUCUCACCGACCGCCCGUGUCUGGUUCGCUGGUGCACCCCCGGCCCAUGCAGCGAGCGACGCUACACCCAACACAUUUCCGACCGACGCAUCUUGAUGCUGCAACUCAAGACUUGGUUCCCGCGCAGCCAACGCCUCUGCUGGGUCUGCCUCAAGUACACGCCGAUCAAAGGCCACAAAUGGCACUUCACCGCCCGCGUCAACACCCUCGACGGCAACCACAUCGACCUCGCCUUCCUCAACAAGAGGCCGGUGACAAGAGUCUGGGCGCACGCGCGCUGCAUGAACCUCAACGGUCUGACCAACGGCCGCGACCUGGGCAAGUGGGCCGUGAGGACGGCUGGGGCGGCUGGCGGCCUGGACACCUAUCACACGGUGUUCAGCGGCCGCCUCCGCCCAGCCGGGCUGGAGGUGUACGAGCACUAG
Molecule: messenger RNA, 747 nt
Organism: Cladophialophora immunda
Lineage: Eukaryota; Fungi; Ascomycota; Eurotiomycetes; Chaetothyriales; Herpotrichiellaceae
Exons: 2
Coding region: 1-747 (248 amino acids)
Molecular function (GO): protein binding
Source: RefSeq, a predicted model, not a curated record